Molecule: messenger RNA, 909 nt
Organism: Diabrotica virgifera virgifera (western corn rootworm)
Lineage: Eukaryota; Metazoa; Arthropoda; Insecta; Coleoptera; Chrysomelidae
Exons: 2
Coding region: 1-909 (302 amino acids)
Biological process (GO): proteasome-mediated ubiquitin-dependent protein catabolic process; multicellular organism development
Cellular component (GO): cytoplasm
Molecular function (GO): zinc ion binding; ubiquitin conjugating enzyme binding; ubiquitin protein ligase activity
Source: RefSeq, a predicted model, not a curated record
AUGUGUUCUGCUGCAAGCUCUAGUUCUGAAGAAGAGGAUUCAAGUUGGCUGGAUCUGGAUCCGCUGUUUGAAGCUUUGCAUUCUUUAGACGAUAAAGUGCUCGAUGAAUCAACGGAGCGAGCUAUUACAAGACAGCUCCAAUGCCCCAUCUGUCGUUAUAUCAUGAGGCCACCUAUUCUAACGUGUGCACUGAAUCAUAGCUUCUGCUUCGAAUGUUACAAGCUCAUAUAUAGAUGUUCCUUAUGUACAUCUGAAAAAGUUGAUCGUCGGAAUUUGCAAUUGGAGGCUCAGUACUACAAAGUCAGCCUGUCGUGCAAGUACAAAGAAAACGGAUGUGAUUUCAAAGCGCGACAUAGAGAUCUAGGCAAACAUGAAAAGGAAUGCACACAUACCAUCAAGGGAUGCCCAUUUAACUACACCUCACUCUGCAGCUGGGGUGGCACGGUUUAUAAACUCUUGGACCAUUGUGCAGACAUGCAUCACUACUCAUAUUCCACACAACCAGUAACCAAACUAUGCUACGUAAAUUUUGACUUACGCCAUCACCAUACCAGAAUGCAUAUGAUUUUUGCUCAUGAUUGUUACUUUAGAGUAACUUUAGCGGUGGACGAGACACGCAGAUGGCUUAGAUUAGCAUGCUAUUACUUAGGCCACCAGAAUAAGAAAAUCAAAUACAUAUACGAGGUGAAAUUUUUAAGGCGAAACACUGAACACAAAAUUAUAUGUUUGAGUCAAAACUGUCAGUUUCUGGCAAACCACGAUUUAGCUUUUGGUCCAGGUUCACCAAUGAUUUUUCCUGUCAGUGUACUCCUACGACUUUGUGAUGAAAAUGGCGAUCUGCAUUAUGUAGUGUCCAUCACCGCAGAGAAAGAGGGUAAUCCUAACAUGAUGCCUUCGACUUCUAAAUAA